AUGACGAUGAUGAUUGAGCGCGUGAACGCCAACUCCCCGGCACAGGCCGUGAAGAGCCGCGCACGCGGGCCGACGAUUACGCAGCUGCGUGCCAAGCAGGCCGCUCUUGUGGCCGCAGCUGAGCUCGCAGCUUCGAGUAACGCCGAGGCGAGUGUGGUAAGGCACUCGCCCGUCGACGAAGCCAAGCGGUGGGCAAGCGGCAAAGGCCGCAAAGUGGGCUUCUCAAAAGCACGUGCCACCUUCCGUGGCGGCGGCACGGGAAUCGCGGCGACGGCCGCUCAUCAAGAAGGCCCGCUGGCGCGGCACCGAACAAAUUGGAGACUAAUAAAAGGCGCCGCAUGGGUACAAUGGAGGAAAUUUAAGUUUCCACAGUACCACAUAGCGUAG
Emiliania huxleyi CCMP1516 is the source of this 387-nucleotide messenger RNA. RefSeq lists its product as hypothetical. Bases 1 to 387 code for a protein of 128 amino acids. The transcript has a single exon. The record is from RefSeq and is a predicted model, not a curated record. NCBI's taxonomy places the organism in Eukaryota, Haptophyta, Isochrysidales, Noelaerhabdaceae.